Rhineura floridana is the source of this 2363-nucleotide messenger RNA. It is a transcript of the gene HMMR, whose product is annotated as hyaluronan mediated motility receptor. Gene Ontology annotation, molecular function: hyaluronic acid binding. NCBI's taxonomy places the organism in Eukaryota, Metazoa, Chordata, Lepidosauria, Squamata, Rhineuridae. Gene Ontology annotation, cellular component: membrane. The transcript is spliced from 18 exons. The record is from RefSeq and is a predicted model, not a curated record. Bases 74 to 2236 code for a protein of 720 amino acids.
GGCGGUGUGGCUGUGGCUUUUUUGAAUUUUGUCCUGUUUGUUCGGAGGUCGGGUUUGUUGCGCCUCGGAUACCAUGUCGUUCCCGAAGGCUCCUAUCAAGCGUUUUAAUGACGCGCCGACUUGUGCCCCACCACCAGGCUCUUAUGAUGUCAAAUCUUCAGACUCCUCAAAAGGACCUGUGUCUUUUGACAAGUCCCAACGGUUCAGAAACAAGAUGGGGGAUGUAGUAACUCGGACGAAUCUCAUUGGUACAAAACCUUCACCAGCAACUGCAAGAAAACUACAGUCUCUUGACUCAAAACCAAACAGCUCAGAAAUGAAGGCUGAAAAGGAUUUGACCAUCAUGAAAGACAUCAGAACACGCAAGGAGCUUGAAAAAGAGAUUCGGGUGCUAAUUGCAGAACGUGGCCAGCAGGAUAAAAGGCUGCAAGCUCUGGAGGAAGAUCUUGCAAAGUUUGAAUCAAAGCUGUGUGCUGCAGUUAGGGAGAAAACCUCUCUUUUGGCAAACAUGGCUUCUCUGGAAAAACAGCUGCUGGAGUUGAGCAGAACCAAUGAAUUACUCAAAUUAAAGUUUUCUGAAGAUGGAACACAGAAGAAAACAAGUCUAUGGAUAGAGGUAACGAAGCUGAGGAAUCGUAGGUAUGCAAAGAAGAUGGGCCUUGUUAAACAGGAAGACAUAGAAACUAAACUGCAUGUAGUUCAAAGAAACUUGGAACAAUCUCAGGAAAAAGUUGCACAGCUGGAAGAACAACUGACAGCAACUGAGAGACAGGUUGAAGAGAAAUGUGACUUGGAGAAUCUUUUGGAAUACAUUGCAGAACUUGUCAAUGUUGCAGAACAAGUUGAUAAAUACAAGUUGGAUGUUGUCCAAUUGGAGACAACAAUAGAAGCCAAGAAUAAGGACAUUGACACACUGCAAAAUACUCAUCAACUGAAAGAAGCGACACUGUUUGCACAAACUGAAGAACUGCAUGAAAAGUGCAAGAUGCUUGAACAGCAAAAAGAAAAAUUCUUAAUUGAAUAUGGAGAAAAGGAGCAAACUCUGAAUGUGGAGAUAGAACUCCUUAAAGAAAAACUGAACAUAGAAGAACAGGGACAUCAAAAGCAGAAGGAAGCCUGUAAGGAGGUCUCUGCUGCUAUGCACCAGAAACUCUUUGAAUUCCAAGAAGAGGUGGCUAAAGAGAAACAACUUCUACAAAGAGAACUGAGAGAAACCAUGGAUGAGUUGGAGAAACUGCAUGCUAAAGAAAGCAACGCUGAGAUGCUGUUGAAAUGCUUGGAGCAAGUGAAUAAAUCUCAAAUUGAGGAGCUAGCACAGCUGGAAGCAAAACUGCAAGGGAAAAAUGCUGAGUUGGACAGAGUGGUUGAAUCACACAGCAGUACCAUUGUCAAGAUGCAAGAAGAGCAUAGCUAUACCCUGUGUAAGCUUGGAGAGACCAUUGCUGAAUUUGAAACUUACAAAGUUUUGGUGGCUGAAGAAAUUACACGCCUCGGACAAGAUAAAACUACCCUACAGGACAAAUUGCUUGAGACAAGCAAAACUGUUCAGCACAUGACUCAAGUGAUGAAAGAUGUACAGCAUGCUAAAGAGAAAGCAAAGGAAGAAUAUGCAAGGAUGCUCCUGGAUGCUCAGACAAAAGUAGCAUUGAAAGAUGCAGAAAUAAAAAUAAUAAAAGAGUUUAGUGUUGUGGAAAUUGCUAACCUGCAAGCAAGACUUGAAGAGCAAAGCGAAGAGUUCAAGAAACAACUUGAAACAGAAAGGAAAACCAUUGCACAAAAAGUUGAAGCUGAUUGUAGAGAGAACUUGGAAACCUGGCGUAUCCUGUAUGAAGAACUGCUUAAUAAAGUUAAACCUUUUCAGAAACAACUUGAUGCAUAUGAGGCAGAGAAGAAUGCCCUUUUGAAUGAGAAUGGUGCCGCCCAAGAAGAGCUGAACAAACUUAGUGAUGCAUAUGCAAAGCUGCUGGGACAUCAAAACCAGAAGCAGAAAAUCAAACAUGUAGUGAAACUGAAAGAUGAGAAUGCCCAACUAAAGCAGGAGGUAUCAAGGCUGCGCUCUCAACUAGCAAAGGAAAAGAAAAUUCAAGGAGAGCUCCAGGAGCAAAUGAAUGAAAUUCAAGGUGUUAAGCGAUUUGAUCCUUCUAAAGCAUUUCAGCAUUCCACUAAGGAAAAUGUUGAUCCAAAAACUCCGUUUAAAGAAAGUAACAGAAACAAAACCCAAUUGGAACUCUACUGACAAACAGAAGCAAAUUUACAUGUUGAAGAUUCAAGGAUUGUUUUAUGGUCAUAUGAUUCAGCUGGAUAGUGUCAUUAGACUUUUAUUUUUUAAAAAUCUCCUGAAAUUAAAGCAACUAUUAACUAUC